AGAGAGACAGAGAGAGAGAGAAUGAGAGAGAAAAAGGAGGUUGUAGAGGAGGUCUAGGCCCAGGUUGUGGGUUCUUUGUGGAAUGGAGGAAUGUAUCAGGCAGUGAGUAAACACUGCAGGUAGAACGCACACACACACACACACACACUCUCUACAAUGCAGCACCACCACGACUGAACCUCACGGAACCACUCAGGAACAACUUUAAAGCAAGUUUACAUCUGCAGCACCAGACGCACAAAAGAUUCCUACAUCCAGUCCGCAGCAGUGUUGGCUCCACAGCACCCAGUUCCAUGGCUCUCCACACAUCCACCCUGGUCUUGGUCCUGGUCCUGAUCAUGCCUGCCCAGGCCUCCACUGAUGUGGACACGGACUAUGGAGGCGUCCCCCUGUGGAUAAACCGUUUCCUAGGGGAGCCCAGUGUCCUGACCCUGCGUGGCCGGAUGGACCCGUCAUGGUACCGGGCAAACAACCCCCAGGCCUGUCCUGAGCCAUGUGACUGUCCCAUCCAGUGGCCCACAGCCCUGUACUGUGACCACAGAACACUGGGAGCCAUACCAGACAACCUGCCAGCCAGGACUGAAUACCUCUUCCUACAGGACAACAACAUCUCAUCCCUGUCAUCCUCUUCUUUUACCAAUGGCACCAGCCUGCGUUGGCUUAUACUGGACCACAACCAGCUGCAGAGCAACAGAGUGGACCACACUGCUCUCCAGAACCUGACCAGGCUGCACUUUCUUUUUGCCAACCACAACCAUCUGACCACGGUACCAGAAAACCUGCCAGCCGGACUCCGGCAGCUCAGAUUGGCCUACAACCACAUUACCAGCAUCACCCCAGGAACCUUCCAGAAUCUAGAGCACCUCACUCUACUGUUGCUGCAGGGGAACAGAUUCAGCACCAUCACAGAGGAUGACUUCAAAGGUCUGGUGCAUCUGAACCUGUUGGAUUUGAGCGGGAACCUGUUCCCCACCGUCCCCCGCCACCUCCCUCCCUCCUUGCAGCAGCUCUACCUGUCGAACAACUCCCUGUCUGGGCUGGAAGAGGACUGUCUGGUGGGCUUCAGCGGGCUCAGAUACCUGCGUCUGAGUCACUGCGGUCUGCAGAGCCCCAGCAUCCACCCCCUGGCCUUCAACCUGUCCUCCCUGGUGGAGCUAGACCUCUCCUACAAUAAGCUCAGCCUCACCCCCACUGUCCCCACAACCCUGCAGUACCUCUACCUGGAGGCCAACCAAAUAUACCAGUUCAGCGUGAGCAGCUUCUGCCAGGAUGUGGGUCCUCUGUCCUACUCUAGAAUGAAGAUCCUACGACUUGAUGGCAACAAGAUGACCUACCACCAACUGCCUGCUGACUGGGUCUACUGUCUACGGGUGCUCCAUCACAUAUACAUAUGAGGCUGCCUCCUGACCCCCACUAACCCCUCCUGAACCGUCCUGACCCCUCCUGACCCCUCCUGACCCCCACUAACCCCUCCUGACCCCCACUAACCCCUCCUGACCCCUACUGACCCCUCCUGACCCCCACUAACCCCUCCUGACCCCUACUGACCCCUCCUGACUCAUCACAGUAGGAUCACAAGAGCUCAGUAUGACAAGCUAUAAAUCCAACCCUCUCUCACCUCCCGUCAUAUAGUCCUACUUCAGUACCUGGACAAUCCAGAACGUAGUCCACAGUGUACACUGAGUGCUGUACAGGUCAGCUUCUACGGAGUAGCAAGAGCAACAGAUGCUCACAACCCACCCACACAAACACAAGUGGCAAACAUACAUAUGAAUGUGCAGAUUGUAUUUGAGCAUAAGCACUUCAUUUUUAUCUUUGUGAAGCCUACCUAUGAUUUGUUCUUUUGAGGCAAGUUUCUGUAUCUUACUGUUUUGUAUAACAAUAAACCCAAUAAACAUCCAAAAUCCCUA
Messenger RNA from Hypomesus transpacificus, 1910 nucleotides. RefSeq lists its product as uncharacterized. The transcript is spliced from 5 exons. The record is from RefSeq and is a predicted model, not a curated record. Gene Ontology annotation, molecular function: protein binding. Bases 294 to 1394 code for a protein of 366 amino acids. Lineage: Eukaryota; Metazoa; Chordata; Actinopteri; Osmeriformes; Osmeridae.